AUGAUCGAAGAUGAUUCACUCUUCCACUACUCCCUCCUCGCGCUCUUCCUCAUCGCGCCCCCAACCUUCCUCUCCCUCACCUACCUCCAGGCCCCCUACGGCAAGCACCACAGGCCCGGCUGGGGGCCCAAUCUCCCGCCCCCCCUCGCCUGGUUCCUCAUGGAAAGCCCAACGCUCUGGCUCACUCUCCUCCUCUUCCCGCACGGCCUCCACUCCCACAACCCCAAAGCCCAAACCCUCAUUACCCCCUUCCUCCUACAUUAUUUCAACCGCACCAUCCUCUACCCUCUCCGCCUCCUCUUCACCCCCUCCAAAAAAACUGCCUCGGGCUUCCCUCUCAGCGUUGCCCUCAUGGCCUUCAUCUUCAACCUCCUCAAUUCCUACCUCCAGGCGCGUUCAAUCUCGCACUACUACAACCAAUAUGAUCCCUCAGGCUUUUUCUGGCUCCGGUUUGUGAUUGGGCUUCUGGUGUUUUUGUGUGGGAUGGGGAUUAAUGUGUGGGCUGAUAGGGUUUUGCUGCGGCUGAAGAGCGAGGGGAAGGGCUACGUGGUGCCCAGGGGAGGGUUAUUCGAGCUCGUAGCGUGUCCUAACUACUUCGGGGAGAUUGUGGAGUGGCUGGGCUGGGCUGUCAUGACUUGGUCUUGGGCUGGGCUGGGCUUUUUUGUUUAUACUUUUGCGAACCUCGGGCCCAGGGCGCGUGGCAACCGGAGGUGGUAUUUGGAGAAGUUUGGGGAGGAUUAUCCUAGAAAAAGGAAGGGUGUUAUUCCCUAUUUGUAUUGA
Messenger RNA from Sphenostylis stenocarpa, 780 nucleotides. The record is from the annotation of a GenBank genome assembly. NCBI's taxonomy places the organism in Eukaryota, Viridiplantae, Streptophyta, Magnoliopsida, Fabales, Fabaceae.